Molecule: messenger RNA, 1411 nt
Organism: Zootoca vivipara (common lizard)
Lineage: Eukaryota; Metazoa; Chordata; Lepidosauria; Squamata; Lacertidae
Gene: AGRP
Product: agouti related neuropeptide
Biological process (GO): adult feeding behavior; positive regulation of feeding behavior; hormone-mediated signaling pathway
Cellular component (GO): extracellular region
Molecular function (GO): neuropeptide hormone activity; type 1 melanocortin receptor binding
Source: RefSeq, a predicted model, not a curated record
UAUUUCCACAGGGCUUUGCCCACUGUGCACCCAUUUCAAGAAGACAUCUCUGUACUGAGCUGCUCCAAAUGUUUGCGGGUGCCUGAAUGCUGCCCUUGAUAGAGGAGACCAAGCCUCUCUUACAUCCCCACUUAGCCACGGAGCUCGCCAAGCUGUCCGCCCUCUCAGCCUAACCUACUUCACAGGAUCGUUAUGAGGGUUAAUUGGGGAGAUCGCUCUGAGCAAAGAAGGAAGAGGAGAAGAUGAUGGGCAGGCAGCUGGCUUGCUUGCUUUGAGGGAAGGGAAGCGGAAUGCAGUGGGGGCUUCAAGCCCUGAGGUGACUGUCCUUUCCUGGGGUGCUCUCAGGCUGGAGAGACAACCCCCUUGCAAAGUCUCUCUUUAGCCUCUUUCAGAAAAGCCUGUGAGGGAGCCCAGCUCUACAAGCUGGAGAGCGGGGGGAAGGGGAUGCGGUGUGUAUGGUGUGGUUUGUGUGAUAUGGAUCCCCCUCCAGAAAGGUUGGUGGUCUUUGUGGUCACCUGUCUUAUUCCCAAUUUAGGCCAUCUCUCAGUCCAGCAUCUAAGCCCUCUUGCUCCCCACCACCACUUGUUUCUUGCUUGCAGGUUAUCCAGGGAGACGAUGUUGAGGAUCCUGCUGCUGUCCUUAGGACUCCUGCAAGAAAUCCCUACCACCCUGGCCUCUAACCCCAACCACAGCCACCGUCUGGCCGAGCGGGGCUCCUCCAUGCUGGAUGAAGAAGGCCGCUCCAGCUACCCAGGGCUUCUGCAGGUGAUCAAAGAGGGACCCCCAGAUUUUGAACACCUGGCUGCCCUGGAGAUGCCAAUUGCCCAAGAUGACCUUGUGCUAGAAGCAAACGCAAUGGAGCCACAGCAGAUGUUGCUGACGGCCCUGCAGACCCAAGGAAGGGAAGAGCGUUCCCCUCGAAGAUGUGUCCGCUUGCAGGAAUCUUGCCUUGGGCACAAGCUUCCCUGCUGUGAUCCAUGUGCCACCUGCUACUGCCGCUUCUUCAAUGCCAAUUGCUUUUGCAAGAAAUUUAGCAACACUUUCCCCUGUGGCAAGAACUAGCCUUCAUCAGGGUGUCACUCCCUUAUCUUACGUUUAAAUGGGUUCCUGUUCUUUUUACCCAUUUUAAUAAAAAGGAGUGACAAAAACAUGAGCUUCUCUUUCCUUACAAAGGAAAAACAGACAACCAAAAGCCUUGAUCGCCUCAACAGGUGACAGUUCUCCAGCAUUCUCCUAAAACCCAAAGCUUUAGCCAGCCAUUCUUGGCGCAUUUGGGUACUUGAGAUUGGGAAAGGGAUGGCUUAUUGUGCUGUACAGACCUGGGUUCCCCAUCUCAGGGUCUCUGAGUAGGUUACUGUACAGUAGCACUUAGAAACCUAUUUUUGUCAUGAAGUGUUAUAUUAAUAAAUAC